AUGAGCGACGCUCAGCAGGCCCUUCAGUCGACGCUGCUGCGGCUGUGUGUGCUGUGCGCCACGUCGCUGCAGGCGAUCCAUCCCAGCCAGGCGCCACAGGAGACGGUCGAUAACGAGGCGGCAAAGCAGGACGGCGCGGCACUCAGCGAACAAAUCUACAACGACCUGCAUGCCCUCUUGAAAAAGACGCUCAAAGAUACCACUGGCCUCUCGCUCGCGAUGCGCCCGCCCAAGGGGAGUGUGCAGGAUACAGACGCGCCGCUCGCAGGUCUCGAUCAAGGAAGCAUCGAUGCCGCAUCGGGGCUCCUGCAGUCGCUCGCGACCGAUACCGUGCCCAAGAUGGCAUUCCUCGCGAACCUCGCACAGAAGAAUGCCACGGUCUGGUGCCUGACCGAGGCGGCAGCCAACGACGAGAGCGUUGCACUCGCAAAGGAAAUGGGGGCAAAGCUCGUCUAUGGCGAUGGCGCCAAGGGACGCAAGGCGAUCGAGGCAAGUGUCGGCGUCCUUUUUGCCAGCGAAGUGCGCCAGGCCAUUACGGAGGUGGUCGACCUCGUCGCGCAGCUCUGUCAGAGCUUUAUGGAUAUGCGCACACGCACCGUGCUUGACCGUGCGCAGGCACGCCGCGAAGGAACGACGGCCUCGAACACGCUUCCGCCGCCCACGCGCCAGCUGUCUCUGACGCUCACCAAGAAGCUGUGGAACUUUUGCGAUGGCUUGGCGGGCGAGGGGAGCGCGGAGAAGCACGUCGCACGGCUGCCGCGGAACAAUAAGGAGGCGCUCAUGAAGGUGUGGAAGCAGUCGCAGCUCAUGCUCCAAGAUGGGCUCGACGAGGUCCAGGAGACGAUCGAGAACGAUGACGACGAGGAAGAGGAAGAGGAUGACGACGUCGGCGCGCAGUGGUCGAAGUCUGUCAAGCUAUCCGAGGACGAGCGCCGCGUCGCGCAGCAGGUGUUUGCGCUGCUGCAGAGCGGCAUGGCAUUGCAGAAAGACGUGCGUCUUGCGCUCUUCCGCGAAGCACACGCGGAUGUGGACUAUGAUGAUGUCGGCGACGCAAUGACGGAGCUUGCCGAGGCUCAGGACGAUCUCGUGGCAGCGACGUUGUACGGCGAGGAGGAGGAAGAGGAGGAGAAGGACGACGACGACGACAACGACGACGACAACGAGACCAAGGCGGACGCCGAGCCCCAGUCCAACCUCAACGAGGCCGCCAACGCUUACCUUUCUGUAUGCGAGCACCUGUGCAACGCCGCCCGCCAGGACACCUCGCUAUUGACGUCGGUGAACAAGGCCCACCAGGCCGUGUUCAAGUAG
Molecule: messenger RNA, 1311 nt
Organism: Malassezia japonica
Lineage: Eukaryota; Fungi; Basidiomycota; Malasseziomycetes; Malasseziales; Malasseziaceae
Product: kynureninase
Exons: 1
Coding region: 1-1311 (436 amino acids)
Biological process (GO): regulation of cell cycle
Cellular component (GO): nucleus
Source: RefSeq, a predicted model, not a curated record